Molecule: messenger RNA, 840 nt
Organism: Strongyloides ratti
Lineage: Eukaryota; Metazoa; Nematoda; Chromadorea; Rhabditida; Strongyloididae
Exons: 2
Coding region: 1-840 (279 amino acids)
Biological process (GO): positive regulation of response to oxidative stress
Molecular function (GO): chondroitin 4-sulfotransferase activity
Source: RefSeq, a predicted model, not a curated record
AUGGAUUGUGAAUUAUUUAAUAGAAUUCUUAAAUCAUCUAUGAUUAUUAUAAUUACAACAUGGUUUGCCUAUAAAUUGUCUAUUUCACAAUAUCAACGGUUAAUGUAUGGUUUAAUUGAAAAAGAUAGAUCAGUAUUAAUUAUCUCAAAAAAAGGUUUACUUAAUGUUAAUUAUACCAUAUGGAAAGAUAAAAAAAUAAUGUACCUCUCAAGUGACAUUAUCAUUGAUGAUAUAUUUAAAAUGGCUUUUAUCAAUUCAUCAAUAAAAAAACCAAUAAUAAUUUCACAAAAAGAUAUAACAGAUGGAGGAAUAGAUAAUAUAAAUGAAUGGAAGAUUUAUAUGGUAAAACAACAUCCAAUAAAUCGUUUUUUAGAUUUAUAUAUGCGUUAUUGUCAAAAAUUAAAUAAAAUUAAUGAAAUGAAAUGUUUAAGAUGUUUUUCUGAUUUAGAUUGUAUUGUAACAGAAUUAUAUAAAGAGAUUGAUAAAAAAAGUAAAGGAAUUAUUGGAAAAAUUAACUAUGAAGAAAUUUUUUAUCCAUACAUUUGGAAGUUUCCUUUUAUUGAACAAAAUAAUAUAAUAUUUAACAUAGAAAAUAAUAAUGAUUUUAAAGUUAAAAUUGGUAAAGAAUUAAUUUUUUUUAAUGCAUCAAAUAUUAUUAUUAAAAAGUCAUUUGACAUUAUUAAUAAGUUUACUCAAUUAUAUUCAACCAGAAAAAAUAUUAAUAAAAAGAGGAAGUUAAUUGAAAAAAGUUUAGAGUAUAACAAAUUAUUACUAAAUAAAUUUAUUUCUAUGUAUUAUUGUGAUUUCAAAUAUUUUGGUUUUGAUGUGCUAAUAUUUUGA